ACACAUUCAUGACCGUUCCAUUCAUACAUCAUUGUAAACAUCCGGUUCCGGCACGCCAUCUUCCUAUGUUUGUUUCUUAUUAUUUACAGAGCUCUGCAUCUGAACACCCUCCCUGUACAAGGUAUGGGCAUGACUUAAGUUUUAUUUAUCUAUAUACAAUAUGCAAUAUUUUGCUUUCCUGACUCAAUUUCGUGUUUCGUUCCUUUUCUCCCAAUACGUUAUUCAUUCCGUCUCUCUGUUCCUUGCUCAGAAAUGCAUCGACUCUUUUACUCUCUUAUUCGUUUCAUUUGACUACGACCAUGCUGGAGCACUGCCUGCAGUCGAACAAAUCGAGCCCAGGAUUUAUUAUUUGUAAGCCUAGUACUUAUUCUAUCAGUCAGUUUUGCCGAACCGCGAGGGGGGACGUAAACACACCACCAUCGGUUGUCAAGCGAUGGUGGGGGUACAAACGGCUAUCUUUCGUUUUGAUGUUAAUAGCCUACGACGAGUUUCUUUCAGUUUCCACCUACCAAAUCCACUCAUAAGGCUUUGGUCGGCCCGAAGCUAUAGUAGAAAACACUUGCCCAAGUUGUCACGCAGUGGGACUGAACCCGGAACCAUGAGGUUGGAUAUAUGAUGGCAUCGAGACUUUGGAGACUAAUGAAUGACAUUACCAAAGAUAUAGGGAAUCAUGUUUCACAAAAAUCACAUUGAAGAAACUAUACCCUAUUUUUGAAAAUAAAGAAGAAAAAAAAAAAACAGAAUUAUUUCUCUGUUGAAAAUUACAGGAUAAGGUUUUCUACUUUUCUGAAGGAGAUUUGAAAAUUAUGGAGGAAAAACCGAGUGAGAAUCAGAUCCAUACGAAAAAACAAAAUGAUAAUGAUGUUUCUCAUCAAACAGAUAAGACAUCAUACAUGUGUGACAUCUGUGGGAAAUCUUUUAAAGUUAGAAGGUAUUUUGUUCGACAUCAGUCUGUUCACAAAAGCCAGAAACCAUACCACUGUGAUAUUUGUGGUAAAGCAUAUGCUUUAAAAAGUAGUUUAUCUAAACAUCAACGUAGUCACACUGGAGAGAAACCAUACUGUUGUGAUAUUUGUGGUCACAGUUGCAUUUUUAAAUUUUCUUUAAUUAUACACAAACGUACUCACACAGGAGAAAAACCAUAUGAUUGUGAUAUUUGUGGUAAGAAAUUCUCUACUAGCGGUGCUGUAACAACACAUAAGAUUAUUCAUACAGGCCACAAACGGAAACUGUACCAGUGUGACAUUUGUGGUAAGGCAUUCUCCCAAGAUAACAAUUUAGUGAUACAUAAACGUGUUCACACAGGAGAGAAACCAUAUCAUUGUGAUAUCUGUGGUAAAACUUUCUCUGUUAAAUGUUCUUUAACUAUACACAGACGUAAUCACACUGGAGAAAAACCAUACCGGUGUGAUAUCUGUGGUAAAACAUUCACUGGCAGUACUCUGGUAUCAACGCACAAGCUUACUCACUCAGACAAGAAACCGUACAAAUGUGAUGUUUGUGACAAAGCAUUUCAUCUGAAUAGUCUUUUGAAUAAACACAAACGUAUUCACACAGGUGAGAAACCAUACCACUGUGAUAUUUGUGGUAAGUCAUUCUCACAAACUUCAAAUUUAAAGGCACAUAAGCGUAUUCAUACAGGAGAAAAACCAUAUCACUGUGAUAUUUGUGGUAAAAAGUUCUCUAUAAAUAUACAUUUAUCUAAUCACAAAAAUAGUCACACUGGGGUAAAACGAUAUCACUGUGAUAUUUGUGGUAAAGCAUUCUCUCAAAGAGGCAAUUUAAAGAUUCAUCAACUUCUUCAUACGGGAGAAAAACCAUACCAGUGUGAUAUAUGUGGUAAAAAUUUCUCUACAAGUCAGUAUUUAUCAAAUCACAAACGUACUCAUGCAGAGGUAAAAACCUGCCGCUGUGAUAUUUGUGGUAAAGCAUUCUCUCGAAAUAGGGAGUUAUUGAUCCAUAAUCGUAUUCACACAGGUGAGAAACCAUACCAUUGCAAUAUUUGUGGUAAAUCUUUCACUACAAAUGGUCAUUUAACUAAACACAAACGUGUUCAUACAGGAGAGAAACCGUACCAUUGUGAUGUCUGUGGUAGAAUGUUCUCUGGUAGUUCUAAUUUAUUGACCCAUAAACGUAUUCACUCAGGAGAAAAACCAUUCCACUGUGAUAUUUGUGGUAAAAGUUUCACUGUAAGUGGAACUUUAUCCAGACACAAACGUAUUCACACAGGUGAAAAACCAUUCCAUUGUGAUAUUUGUGGUAAAACCUUCACUGAUCACAGUUCCCUACAUUCUCAUAAACGUGUUCAUACUGGUGAUCGGCCAUAUCGUUGUAAUAUUUGUGGUAAAACAUUCACUGCCAGUGUUUCAUUGUCUGCACACCGUAUUGCUCAUACAGGAGAAAAACCAUAUGGUUGUGAUAUCUGUGGUAAAUCAUUCUCACGAUCUUGUAAUUUAUCGAGGCAUAAACAUCUUCACACAGGAAAGAAGCCAUAUCAUUGUGAUUCAUGUGAGAAAACUUUCACUUCUAAUUAUGAUUUAGCCAUACAUAAACGUAUUCACACAGGAGAGAGACCAUACCCCUGUGAUAUCUGUGGUAAUGCAUUUGCUCAGAAGAGUCAUCUAUUGAGGCAUAAACGUAUUCACACAGGUGAUAAACCUUAUUGCUGUGAUAUUUGUAAUAAAGCAUUCUCUCAACAAAGUACUUUGUCAACCCAUAAACGCAUACACAAAUGAGAAACUGUAACUCUGAUGUUUUUAUUGUCCUUUUUGUGAUUAAUCUACCUGUAAUUUCAACAAGUAUAGUGAUCAAAUAUUUGUUGACCCAACAAACACAGAAUAAGUUUUGUUACUGUUAGAUGUACCUGUAUAUUCAUCAUCAUCUACAAUUACAAAAUAUAUUUGUGUUUCCUUCACUAAGUAACUCUCAUAAUAAAGUCAACCAUUAUAGAACAGAA
This is a messenger RNA of Octopus bimaculoides (California two-spot octopus), 2956 nucleotides long. RefSeq lists its product as uncharacterized. Gene Ontology annotation, biological process: regulation of transcription by RNA polymerase II. Gene Ontology annotation, molecular function: RNA polymerase II transcription regulatory region sequence-specific DNA binding; DNA-binding transcription factor activity, RNA polymerase II-specific. The record is from RefSeq and is a predicted model, not a curated record. Gene Ontology annotation, cellular component: nucleus. Lineage: Eukaryota; Metazoa; Mollusca; Cephalopoda; Octopoda; Octopodidae.